AGAACCUUUCUUUUUACUAAAGAGCCCUUCAGGAACCGUUUUUUUAAGACUGUAGGCUGUAUUUCUAAGGAUUUUUGAGGUCAUUUAUGUUUGCCUUCCCAAAAAUCCCUCCAUAACAAUACAAUACAUAUGUUACUUAAUCUGUUGCUCUUGGCGCUGAAUCCAUCUCUCUCUCCUUAAAUGUAUACAUAUGUGUACGUUUGCUCUCAUUCAGUAAAUCAGUAAUAUUGGGCUCUGUAUUCUGUUUUGAGAGUUAAACGCAAUUUCUUGCCCUGUAAAGUCUUGAGCAGCAGGUGACGCUAUUGGCCUUCAGUCCUGCUUCUCCCUGCCCGUGCCUCCCCACCCUCCUGUGUCCCCUUUGCCAACUUAUCAAAUGUUUUGCCCACCUCCAUCAAUAACCUGCUGGUACGAUCUAACCAAAUUUAUGACUGGACGACACACGCACGUGAUUCCCUGAAACAAUCCAUAUUUGGGCAAUAGAAACUGAGAAAAAAAGAGAAAAAACCCUUCACCUAUAAAUCCUGCUCGUUUUAGCAUAUAAAGCCCCCACGACGUUCAAAAGAGCCACAAAUCAAAUACAUUUACAAUAACAAAAUUAUCGGCUCCGCGCAGUAAUUCAACUGCGUAAAUGUUUCUCUUCUGCGGCGCGUCGCUCGUGAGAUGAUGACCUCUUACGUUUCCGGUUCGUGGUUCGACAAGUCAAGCCACGAAGCGCCCGCCUUCGCUCGCGGCUCCUCGGCGUCCGAGCCGCCUCGUUGUUUCUUCGGUCCGCUUGAGCACCGGAGCGGCUCGAUCAGGGGCACGUCAGCGUGGAGCUCGAGGACGGCGGAGGGCACAGGCUCCGGUCGGCCUGGCAGCGCUGGAGCGGGGCCACACAUGGAGUCUCCAAAAGUCCCAAAUCUGGGCACCCUGAAUCGCGGAAUUCGCCUGGAAGAUCAGAGCGGAAGGAAAAGCGCGGCGGAGAGCGAAGCGGGAGCUUCCCGGUCCGUUCCGGCAACGCGCGAAGCUCGUCAGGCGCCACUAAGCGCGCAACAGCCUCAGAUUUACCCCUGGAUGACUAAACUGCACAUGAGCCACGAAUCGGAUGGGAAACGUCCUCGGACGAGUUACACCCGAUACCAAACCCUGGAACUGGAGAAAGAGUUCCAUUUCAACCGCUAUCUCACGCGGCGGAGGCGCCUCGAGAUUGCCCACAGCCUGUGUCUGAACGAAAGGCAGAUCAAAAUCUGGUUUCAGAACCGCCGUAUGAAGUGGAAGAAGGAUUCAAAGCUCAAAGUCAAACAACAGUUCUAAGCCUCGCCUCCAGUGACCCACACGCGAUAUUUGAUGUCGUUUCUCCUCUCUUUUUUGGUGUUCUUGUAUUAUGUUUUAAUUGUGAACCAUUGAAAGUGAACUAUUAUAUUAAUAUAAGAAUGUACAUAUGUACAAAAUUACUUUGUCUUUUUUAGAAUCAUUUGCUGAAGACUCGAAAACUUUGCAGCUAUUAUGAGAAUAAUGCAGUUGGCCACUUCACCUCGACAUUUUGUUUUGUUUGAAUCUGUGUUCAGUGCCUGUUACCAAGUGUUAGGAAGUUCAGUGGUUUUGUAAGACACUGAUCAUGUUUGCUGUACGUUUGGUUGAAAUGUUGAAAUUAAACGUGAAGUCUUUAGCACAAAAAGAAAAUGAUUGAGUGAAAUUAUUUAAUCCAGAUUACUUAUUAUUUAUUUAUUUAUAUUCAGUCCACUGAGCAAGUGUGCACUAAAUGUCCAAACUGUGGGCUUCAUUUGAGUAUGCGCUGAAAAAAUAAAUACUCGUGUCACUCAGAAGGAGAACGUUUCCAUGUUGGUGCUUGAGCUGUUCUGCAGAAGGCCUCUUGG
This is a messenger RNA of Colossoma macropomum (tambaqui), 1856 nucleotides long. RefSeq names its product homeobox protein Hox-C5a-like. NCBI's taxonomy places the organism in Eukaryota, Metazoa, Chordata, Actinopteri, Characiformes, Serrasalmidae. The transcript has 2 exons. Gene Ontology annotation, molecular function: RNA polymerase II cis-regulatory region sequence-specific DNA binding; DNA-binding transcription factor activity, RNA polymerase II-specific. Bases 661 to 1293 code for a protein of 210 amino acids. Gene Ontology annotation, biological process: anterior/posterior pattern specification; regulation of transcription by RNA polymerase II. Gene Ontology annotation, cellular component: nucleus. The record is from RefSeq and is a predicted model, not a curated record.